AUGCGCUUGUCUCUUAUUUCCAGCCUAGUGCUUCCGCCCCUGGCCCUGGCCCAGACCGUCAACAUCACGAAGACGGAGGACGUCGACCUAGCAAGCAAGACUGGUGAGCUGGGCUGGGGCGCGGAUAGCCUAGCUUUUGGGUACUCGGCCGGCGCAGGGCUUAACUUUUCCUCCGUCGUAGACUUCGUUGGGGGCGGCUUCAACGCUGGUGUCCCGGGACUUUCCGAAGGGGCACUCGGUGGCGGGUGGACGCUGACGCACUCGACGGUUGAGUUCGGCCUGGGUGGUGUCUUCAAUAAUCAGAGCUUUAACAUCGCAGUGAGUGGAGACAAGAAGACCGGGCAGCUCAUGGCCACGGUCAACAGCAAGACUGUUGCGUUGUAG
Diaporthe batatas is the source of this 384-nucleotide messenger RNA. RefSeq lists its product as uncharacterized. The transcript is spliced from 2 exons. The coding region runs from base 1 to 384 and encodes 127 amino acids. The record is from RefSeq and is a predicted model, not a curated record. NCBI's taxonomy places the organism in Eukaryota, Fungi, Ascomycota, Sordariomycetes, Diaporthales, Diaporthaceae.